AUGAUUCUACAAUUGUAAAAACAAUUUAAAAAUUGUAUAUUAAUGCCUAUUUCUAAAAAAAUCAAGAUUUAAAAAGUAUCUCAAGUUUAAAUGUUUUCAAGGAUAAAUAUUAUUCUCAACUUUAAUAUUUAACAUUUUCAAAUUCAUUCAUAGCAAUACCAAAAUCAUAAAUACUUAUAUCAUCUCUUAAUAGCUGGAAUGCAAAAAAAUUUAUACUUAAAAUUGACUUAGUUUAGGUUUAUGUUACAAAUUAUUAAUGAAUAAAAAUGAGAACAUACUAUUUUUAAGCAAUUUUAGUGAAAUUCGCAUUUUUUAAAAAUAAAUAAUUGGAUGGAAGUGUAUUGAUACAUUACAAUCAUUAAGCAAUAGUGAUACAAUUAAAUAAUUAUGUUUAAAUUUUGAGGAAAAUCAUUAAGUAAUUCAUACAAGUAUUGGAUAUAGUGGAUCACCCAUUAUUUUAGUUUAUAGAAAAAAAUCGAGAAAUAAAUAAAUUUAAUGGGUAAUAAAAUAAAGAAUAAGUGAAGAAAAUGGAAUGA
This is a messenger RNA of Paramecium pentaurelia, 536 nucleotides long. NCBI's taxonomy places the organism in Eukaryota, Ciliophora, Oligohymenophorea, Peniculida, Parameciidae. The record is from the annotation of a GenBank genome assembly.